Athene cunicularia (burrowing owl) is the source of this 1130-nucleotide messenger RNA. It is a transcript of the gene ENDOG, whose product is annotated as endonuclease G. Gene Ontology annotation, molecular function: single-stranded DNA endonuclease activity; RNA endonuclease activity; nucleic acid binding. Gene Ontology annotation, biological process: apoptotic DNA fragmentation. The coding region runs from base 1 to 717 and encodes 238 amino acids. NCBI's taxonomy places the organism in Eukaryota, Metazoa, Chordata, Aves, Strigiformes, Strigidae. The transcript has 4 exons. Gene Ontology annotation, cellular component: mitochondrial inner membrane; nucleus. The record is from RefSeq and is a predicted model, not a curated record.
AUGCUUUCGCUGACCAAGUACGGGCUGCCCGGGCUGGCGCAGCUGCGGAGCCGCGAGGCCUACGUGCUGUGCUACGACCCGCGGAGCCGCAGCGCGCUGUGGGUCAUCGAGCAGCUCAACCGGGAGACCCUCGGCGGCACCUCCGAGCGCGCCGCCUGCGAUUUCCAGGAGGACGACUCGGUACACGAGUACCACCGCGCCACCAACGCCGACUACCGCGGCAGCGGCUUCGACCGCGGGCACCUGGCGGCCGCCGCCAACCACAAAUGGAGCCAGAAGGCCAUGCGGGACACCUUCUACCUCAGCAACAUCGCCCCGCAGAAUCCUCAUUUAAACCAGAAUGCCUGGAAUAACCUUGAGAAGUACAGCAGAAGCUUGGCGAGGAAAAACAAGAACGUGUACGUCUGCACAGGACCCCUUUACCUGCCCAGGAUGGAGGCCGAUGGGAAGAUGUAUGUCAAGUACCAGGUGAUUGGGAAGAACAACGUGGCUGUUCCCACCCACUUCUUCAAGGUGCUCAUCCUGGAAAAGGAGAGUGGGGAGAUUGAGUUGCGCUCGUAUGUGAUGCCCAACAGCCCUGUGGAUGAGAAAAUCCCCCUGGAACGGUUUCUGGUUCCCAUCGAGAGCAUUGAGCGAGCCUCAGGGCUCCUCUUUGUCCCAAAUAUCUUGAAGAGAACAGGUAACCUGAAAGCCAUCACAGCUGGAAACAAGCUCUGAACCCCGACUUAAACGAAUCAAGGUAUCUCCUGGGAAGGGACUGAGCAGUUACCUCCAGAAUAAUUGUUCCUUGGGCAAUUUUAAAUGUGGGAAGUAAGAAUCAAACCAAUGCUUCUCUUUACCCUUCCCCUUGUUUUGUGUGACACUAACAUGCACAAGGCUCCCAGGCACUUGCCAUCCUAUCAGGUCUGUAGAAUUUGCCCCUAACAGGCAGCACAGAGAAUACUCCUAUAACUGCUGCCUUUGAAUUACAUGUGGCUCAUUAAGACACAAAGGGAAUUUCUGCUAUUUAUCAGGGAAGGACAGGAGCAAGAUGGGUGCAGGGGGAGAGGUUCCUGCCUUUCUGUGGCCAAAGGAUUGUCUGAUUGUUUUCUUUCAGGAGAUGGUUUUAGCAGUAAAGCUUUGAACACCCA